AUGGAGCCAACUAUUACGAAAAUAAAGAAACCCAUUAACUCGAGUACUUCUUCUUCUAACGACUUAAAUGCCAACAUUUAUUUGGCCAACAAUAAUUCUUACGCCCUUAUUGAAAAUUCUAUUAAUUCUUCAAAUAAUCUUAUUGAAAAUGCAAAAAUUGCUCCCAAUCCUAUUGAAUCCCUCGAAAUUAAUAAUAAUGGAAAUUUCGGUGGCGCAACCCCGCUUUUGUUUGGUGCUCAACAUGAAGAAAGGAUUGUUUUGGACACCCCGCCUCCCCCGCCUCCGGAACAACAACAACUUGGCACGUCAAUUCCAGUUCUUGUUGGUGCACAAAACAACGAAGAGGAAGACGUUUGCCUCGACGAGCCACCACUUCCACCAGAUGAAAACGAAAUUCUUUAUGAGGUGCUGACACCACCAAUAAUUCCAGUCGCAACUACUCAAGUCACCACUUCCACUCAAACAAACGACAACUGUGAAAUUCCUCCAGAAUUUAUUGUUAUGGAAAAUGAAGAAAUCAAAUUACCGAAACUAAUUUCACGUGUUCGUAUUAGCCAGACAGGUCGUAUUAUUAAAAUGCCUCUCCAUUGUAGGAAAGGAAAACCGCUGUCUUGGAAAUUUAUGGCUUUUAAGUCUAAAAUUGCUGAUCCCUACAAUUAUUUCAAGAUGUUCAUUCCUCGUUAG
Molecule: messenger RNA, 684 nt
Organism: Meloidogyne enterolobii
Lineage: Eukaryota; Metazoa; Nematoda; Chromadorea; Rhabditida; Meloidogynidae
Source: the annotation of a GenBank genome assembly